Monopterus albus (swamp eel) is the source of this 1900-nucleotide messenger RNA. RefSeq names its product ferric-chelate reductase 1a (gene frrs1a). The record is from RefSeq and is a predicted model, not a curated record. Gene Ontology annotation, cellular component: membrane. Lineage: Eukaryota; Metazoa; Chordata; Actinopteri; Synbranchiformes; Synbranchidae. The transcript has 7 exons. The coding region runs from base 868 to 1851 and encodes 327 amino acids.
GUGAUUUGUAUUUUAUAGAAACUUUGGGAUCAAUGUUUAAAAAAAUUAUACAUUUUUUAGGUUAACAGACAACUAUUGUAUUCUGUAUGUAUACUUUUUCAAAUAUUGUAAAUUCCACUUCUCUAAAAAUAGAGAGUACUGUUUAUAUGCAGUAAAUGUAAAUGGAUGUCUAUGUAAUAAGGCAAUGAAAACGACCUGCCCUGAGGAUGUUCCAAUAGUCCAGUCAUUAGGCUGUAAACCUGCUGUGAUAUUACCUUGCACUCCACUUUAAAACAGACCCACAGGCAAGGUCACUGGAACAGUGGAAAUAGCAUUGCACUCACAUGCACUAAAGGCAGAAGUUCCCAUUGUGCUGCAGCAGAGUGGUGAGUAGUCACUUCAGUGCAUGAGUUUUCUUUCUAAGUAGAAAGGUCCUCCAGUGGCCAGGGAUUCCUUUAAGGCAAAAUGUCAAGGCAAAGUGUGGAGACAGCAGAACAGCCCUCUUUGCACAGGUACUGCAGUGACUAGAAUACAAUGGAAAUCAUGUUAUUUAUGAGAGAGAGAGACAGUUAUGAGGGUUAUUAACAUUGUGAAAUAUUAGAGAAAAGUUAACUCUAUUAGCUGUACAUCAUGUAGCAUACGUCUUAAGACUUUCUGAAUUAUAUUUCCUUUAAUAAAUAUUGCUCAAAACCGUCAGCUAUGAAAUAGGCUUGUACUUAAUUGAACUGUACAGUAAGCAAUGAUAGAUAAGGACUGAAGUUGUAGUGGAUGGCUCACAGGUUAUUUAACCAAGAAACUGUCUGCAGAUACAUCUUUGUGGUUGAAGUCAGUCUGUGGUAGAAUGAGUGAUUUAUUUAUCCAUUCUUUAUUUCAGACACCCUGUAACAGAUGUCUUCUGUGGGCCUGCGCUGUCUUCUCUUUGUUUCCGUCUCACUGUGGUACUGGGUACCAGCAGGCUGCUAUGCCAAUGGCAAGGUUACUAAAGCCUGUGGCAACAUGGAACCUCGCCAUGGUUUCCCUGGUCAAACCACUCUCAGCCCCUAUCAUCUAGCAACCAACACCACCACGUUCAGCCCCGGAGACCAUAUCCAAGUCAUUCUAUCUGGAACAUCAUAUUUUGAGGGCUUCCUACUUCAGGCCAGAGAUACACACAUUCAGAACAUCUCAGCAUCAACUGUUGGCACCUUCACCCUGACUGAUCCCAGCAGGACACAGCUGCUCAUCUGUAAUGAGCAACAGGGGUCAGCAGUGAGCCAUACGAGUCGUGCCAGACAGACAGAGGUUGUUGUCAUCUGGAACGCCCCUCAUGACCCUCCCACAGAGGUUCAGUUUUUAGUGACUGUAGUCACCCACUACGAUGUAUUUUGGGAGAGAGUUCCUGGACCAAUCAUUUAUCAGCAUGGUGUUACACCUAACCCACCUCAGUCUACAACUAAACUUCCUCCAGUACAGACAACCACACCCUCAAGUCUGCCUGGACCUUUCAGUUCUGAUGGCUGUGGCCAGUCAAAGUCCUGCCUGCUAGAGCCUCCAGGCUGUGAUCCAAAGGAAGAUCCUCACUGCUUCUUCCUGUCCAUGACUACAGAGGGACCAGAUGCAAUGUCUGUGAUGUUUGAGCUGAGUGGCCCAGCAGAAGGAUAUGUUGCCUUUGCUCUGUCCUAUGACACUUGGAUGGGCAAUGAUGAUGUGUAUAUGUGCAUAAAAAGUGGGGAUAAAGUAUCAGUGAGUGCUGCCUUUGUCAGUGGACGAACAAACCCUGAGGACCAGUCACAGGUGAAACAUGAACAACCCAUUCAAAAUACAUACAAGCAGGCUUUCUCUGAAAAGAUCCAGUGCAAUGUGAAUAGAACGUGCAUGAGCAGAGAUCACUGAAGACUAAAUAUAACUUAAAACUACAGUCAGGAUGUGGUUAGCUCAGCUU